Molecule: messenger RNA, 2400 nt
Organism: Lodderomyces elongisporus
Lineage: Eukaryota; Fungi; Ascomycota; Pichiomycetes; Serinales; Debaryomycetaceae
Gene: VPS53
Product: Vps53p
Exons: 1
Coding region: 1-2400 (799 amino acids)
Biological process (GO): retrograde transport, endosome to Golgi
Cellular component (GO): GARP complex
Source: RefSeq, a predicted model, not a curated record
AUGGAUGUUCACAAUUACGAUCCCACAGCGCAUCUCUGCGAAAUCUUUGACUCUCCCGACACAUUGCUACAAAUUCCAGACGUUUUGUCACAUAUCAAUCGCUACAAAAGUCGGAUCGAUUAUGAAAUUUUAGACCUCAAGAAUCAAUACGACCAGCAAAUAUCAAUCGAUAAUGAGAUCGACACACUAGUGACAAAUAUAAACGACAUCAAGGCAAGCGCAAAGUCAACAGAUGCCACCAUUACUCGAAUGACAAGUUCUAUCCAAAACUUGGAUUGCUACAAACGGAACUUGGUGCUCUCUAUGACCGUGUUUAAAAGAUUACAAAUGUUGAUCAACGUCAACAACGACCUCAAAUCCAUUAUAUCUACACACGAUUACAAGGAGAUAUAUCUGAAACUCGGUGUAAUGAAAGAAUUGUUGGCAUUCUUUCAACCAUAUAAAUCAAUCGACAAGAUCAACCAAAUCAACUUGAUGAUUGUGCAUACUCAAAACAAAUUGGUCGACGAUGUGUUUUUAGACUUUGAAGAUUUUAUGAAGAAUACAAGUGGCGAGAGAAGCGGAGAGAAACAGUCGGUAAACCUCUUAUACGGAGCCCAAGUGUUGGAGUUGAUUGAUCCUAAAUAUAAAAACAAACUAAUUACAUGGUUCAACAAUUUACAAUUGCGAGACCUAAAGAGUAUAUUUAGUCAAUCAAACGACGAAACGGCAUCAAUAGAUGCAAUUGGACGAAGAUUUAUUUAUUUCAACAAGAUUUUGAACCAAGUGCAACAAUACAAGAUGUUUCCCAAAGAUUGGCAUGUGCCAUUAGGAGUAGCUAGUGAAUUUUGUGAAUUGACACGACAAGAUAUUUCCAAUACGUUGCGCAAUAGAAGCUACGACUCCGAAGCGCUUUUAACUGCAUUGACAAAGACGAUUGAAUUUGAAAAAAAUUUGAAUCAAGAAUUUCCUGAGGAAGCCACCGAAUUCAACAUCUCGAAAGUAUUUGAGCCUUAUUUAUCAAUAUGGGUACAAGAGCAAGAUAAGGCAUUACAAGCCAAGUUUCUAGAAUUUGCUGCGACUCCACAACUACCUGAGGAGCUCGCCAAGGAUAUUACUGCUAGUGUGCCCAAUAUUGCCGUCACUUCAACUGAAAUUUUCAAAAUGUAUCAAAAGAUUCUCACUCUGAUCUUGAAAUUAUCGCAUGGCGAAAUUUUAAUUGACUUGGCCAGAGUUUUCAACAAGUAUUUGUUUGAAUACUUGAAUCGAAUCUUGAUGCCUAUGUUGCCUAGAAACGAUGAUGAUAUAGCUGGGGUCGAGGCAAUAAAGUAUUUGACAAUGUUGUUGAAUACUGCUGACUACGUAGUGGGCAACAUUGAGGAGACUAAUGAAAAAUUCCAGUUGGUGAUACUGGAAGAGUAUAAACCGAGAUUACCUAGUUUGAACAGCGAAAUUUUUUUACAGCUAAUUAACAAAAGUAUAUCCGCAUUGCUUGUUAAGUUGACGAAUGAUUACAAAUCAUGUUGGAGAGAAUUUUUCAACACAAACUGGGAGCAGUUGGACUCUGUGAAUGAUGUUUCUUCUUACAUGAUGGAUAUCAAGCGAAUAACUGAAGAUAAUUUGAAAUUAAUCCUACCCUUGAUCAUAAGAGAUAGUUAUGUGCGGAAUUUCAACGACAAGUUGGUUGAACUUCUAGUAACUACAAUAGCUAACAACUUGCGCUUCAUUAAACCAGAGAUGUCCGUUACCGCACUUGAGCAGAUUCUUUUGGAUGUCAUUUCUUUAAAAGACACUUGUUUGAACUUUCCUCAUUUGGCAAGCAAACAAACCUCAAAAUCAUAUACGAAGCACGUGCAGCACCAUUUUCAAGAGCUAGAAUCUAUUCUACGAAUGCUCAUGGUGCCCAACAAACCUGUCGAAAAUUAUAUAGAAAACUAUUUUGAGCUUAUUGGCGGUCGAUCAGUUAGCAACUUUAUCAAAGUCCUCAAUCUCAAAAAGAUUGAUAGAUCAGUGCAAUACAAGUACAUUGAAAACUUUAAAUUGCAGCUCACAAUCGAUAACGACAACAACAACAACGAUAAUCAAAAUGAUGCUGACCAUCCGCACCAUUCUACAAACCUGAUAUUGACGAACCUUGAAGAUGACGAGAUGGUUGCAAAUUCACAACAUCAAACAAAUAAUGCCGCAUCUACAAACUCAAUCUUAAAUUCUAACAAAAGCUCAGUUAAUUCAAACUCCGUGGCCUCAAGGCGUACAACUGCUAGUCCCAUACCAGGAUUGACGUCACCAAAAUUGUUGCCCAAGAUGAACCAAUUUGAAAAAAAUAUUCGUGAAUUGGCAAUCUCGGGCGAAACGCAUGUUAGUAAAUUGAAUGAGAACUUUAAAAACUUUGGAAGGUUUUUCAAAAAAGAAGAUCGCUGA